AUGCGAGAAGUCGCGAAACCCGAGGCCGAGAGCGCGCCCGCGCCGCCGCCGCCCGCGGAGAAGCCGAAGAAAUCCAAGCGUGUGUCCAUCGAGACAGCGCGCGUUCCGGCGCCGGCGCCCAAGGCGGACCCGCCGGCGCCCAAGCGUGCGCCUGAGGCCCCGGCAGCGCAGCGCGCGCUCGCGGACCACUCCAACCUGAUGCCGCCACGCUGCACGUGCGGCCUGUGCCCGCCCGGCAGCUCCUCCGCCGCCGCGGCGUCUGCCAAGUCGGAGAAGCAACUGGCGUCGCGUCAAGAGGCCAUCCUCGCUCGCAUCGCCGCGGCGGAGGCCAGGCUUGGCAUGGCGCCGAUGGAGGCGGUGCCCCGAGCGCCGACGCCGAAGCUGCCCGCCGUGAUGCCGCCCGCGGCGUCCGCGGAGGCGCAGGCUGCGGCGGCUGCGGCCGCGGCGGACAUGGCUGUGGAGAUCCCGGCCUGCAACGUCACCGUCGAUAUGCCGCCGGACGGCGCAGGCGUCUACGAGAGGAUCGCCGCGGACCUGAAGCGGCGCGGCGUGACGAGCUUCGCGACGAACUGGGUGCCGAGCUACUACUACGAGAAGGACCUCGCGUGGCGGCAGCACUGCCUCGGCGCGCACACCCUGGGCCACCUGUGCAAGUCCAUCGUCAUCGAGAACACCAAGGCGCACCAGUCCGUCGACGGCAUCAAGGACCCGCUCGCGAGCAAGUACUACGUCGUCAUCGUGCAGUACGCCGCGCGCAUGAACGCGGACAAGCUCCGGAACUUCGUGUACGCCGAGCUGGGGCAGCGCAAGGUUGGCAAGAAGAACUUCAACAUGCGGCUGGCGCCCGAGGAGGUCUCCGCGGAGCUCACGGGGUACGUGAAGAACGGCGUCGUGCCCGUCGCGAUGCGGCAGCCCGUGCCGGUGAUCCUGUCGCACCGCAUCCUGGACCUCAGCCCGCGGUACUUUUGGAUGGGGGGCGGACACGUGGACUUCAAGCUGGCGGUCGACACGCAGCAGUUCGUGGACGCCUACAAGCCGUUCGUGACGGACUGCACGUACGACGACCUGGCCGCGGGCGAGGACCUUGACUGA
Molecule: messenger RNA, 1092 nt
Organism: Pedinophyceae sp. YPF-701
Lineage: Eukaryota; Viridiplantae; Chlorophyta; Pedinophyceae
Source: the annotation of a GenBank genome assembly